AUGCGGACCCUUUCCGCCCGCUUUCACGAGCUGCAGUCCUCCAGUCCUGGUUCACCUAGAUUGGCAGCUUCCUCUUCCGCAGGUGGCCUGCACCGCAUCUUGCAUGCCCCUAGAUCCCCGACAUAUGUCGGGCCCACUAGUGCGGAGUUCGGCCUUUCUCGAGCUCAAACAUCAGUAUCGCACGAGGCUAGCAGUGAUGGGGUAGUUGACGAUCAGGGCGAGGAACUUGACCUCUCAACGACGGCCCCUAGCCCCGUCCCAUCGGAAAGAGGUGGGAAUCCUCUAGGGCAUCCUCUGAGAAGCCUCGGGGCAGAUGAAAUCUUACGGCUGGUGCAAGUCUAUGAAGACACGGUGAGUGUAAUGUACCCAUGUGUCGAUUUAGAUGGAGUGCGAGCAUAUGUGCUUGAAUACUACCGUUCUUAUCAUUCAACCACGGAGUCAUCAUCAGCUUCCUCCUUUUCGCCUCAGACUGCCUCCGAUCAGGACUGGUUCUCUGCGCGCGAUGUUCAAGUGCUGAAAGUCCUUUUGGCGACUGCUCUGCUAGUCGAAUCCCACGGUCGCAGUGAGCGGGCCGCCCAGCUUGCCGACAGUGUCGAAGAUCGCUUCGCCAGCCGGUUGAAAAUAUCUGAGGUUGACAUGAAAGAGAUCCUCAUUCUUACAUUGCUGUCGAUUUUUCAUUCCUAUCGCGAUGAUGAAGUCAUUGCCGGGCGUUUGAUUGGUAUGGCGGUUCGAGGAAGCACAGAGCUGGGUCUUCAUCGUCAAGAGACGUGGCAGAAGACAGGAGGUGUUUUCCCAGGCGAAUUGGAAUGGACCUGGGCAAGCCGACUGUUUUGGUGUAUCUAUGUCUUAGACCGCAAAUGUGCCUUUGGCACGGGCCUACCAUUCUCCAUUCAAGAUUCAGAUAUUGACACCAACUUGCCCGAGCCUGGUCACUCUACCCCGUAUCUGACUUGUAUGAUCUCUCAUGCGCGACUCAGCACAAAGAUCUGGGGGCUAGUGGUUGGAUGGCCUAACCGGUCCCAAGCGGCCACCUCAGACAGCUGUGCCUAUUUAGAUGCACAGGUUCAGCAAUGGAUUCAUUCCAUUCCCCCUGAAUUACGCUUCGAUCCAACGUGGCGUUCUCCUGCUGGAGCAGAGCACACUGAUCAGGCUAUGAUGCUUCAGGUUCUUCUCGCUCUACAGGCAAACCAGCUUCGAAUUCUCGUCUAUCGGCAAAAUUUGCUCAGCGACGAGCGGAUAUCGGAAAAUAUGGCAGGUGCCUCGACUGCCGUGGAAACGGCCAAGCGCACCGUGCACAUGUUACACUAUUUCAGCCGUGUCUCGGGCAUCUACUAUCAACGCCCGGAACCAUUCAAUUAUUUUCUCUUAUCUGCCCUUGCGGCGCUCUUCUUGGCCGUUCUUCAUGCCCCGGCGCGUUUCAGUCAUGCUUGUCGGCCAGAGUUCUACACAGCCGUGGACAUGGUUCGCCGCUCAGCAACCCGCGCCCGUACUUCUCGGCGAUUGCAGAAGAUUAUCCACAGCUUGAACCGAAUUCGGUUAAACCUCAGGUGGGAUCACGAAUCUAGUCGACAUCUAUCUACUCAUCGCGCAUAUCCCCCAAGCGCAGACUCUGGGCAUGAGAAAGAGCUAUCUGAGUCAGUUUCACAACCCACUCCACCAAAGCGGCCUUACUCCGCACUCGAAAAUUGGGAUAUCACACCGCUGCCGACUACAGGAGAGCCUGCUGGAGCACAGUGCGCUCCUAGCCUUCAUCAUACAUCGGGGGCAAAUGCCUCCCAGACCUCAUCCAACACAUUCUGGGCAAUUUCUCCUGGCACAAUGGCUAAUCCUGAAUCUAAUGGCUGCGAGGACCUGAGCAGCUUUUUCGAGAUCGCCGGUGGGUUUUAUUUCGAUCCCCAUUCCAGUACUGGUAUUGCCGCUGGAGUAGACGUGGGGUUGCCCAGUGGCGUGGAUGCCUUCCAUGCCGAGGACGAGGCGCUGACACGAGUGAUGGCGGGUUUGCUGUGA
Molecule: messenger RNA, 2007 nt
Organism: Penicillium paradoxum
Lineage: Eukaryota; Fungi; Ascomycota; Eurotiomycetes; Eurotiales; Aspergillaceae
Product: transcription factor domain-containing protein
Exons: 2
Coding region: 1-2007 (668 amino acids)
Biological process (GO): positive regulation of transcription from RNA polymerase II promoter by galactose; DNA-templated transcription
Cellular component (GO): nucleus
Molecular function (GO): zinc ion binding; DNA-binding transcription factor activity, RNA polymerase II-specific; RNA polymerase II cis-regulatory region sequence-specific DNA binding
Source: RefSeq, a predicted model, not a curated record